This is a messenger RNA of Oryzias melastigma (Indian medaka), 6062 nucleotides long. It is a transcript of the gene adamts10, whose product is annotated as ADAM metallopeptidase with thrombospondin type 1 motif, 10. Gene Ontology annotation, molecular function: metalloendopeptidase activity. NCBI's taxonomy places the organism in Eukaryota, Metazoa, Chordata, Actinopteri, Beloniformes, Adrianichthyidae. Gene Ontology annotation, cellular component: extracellular matrix. The record is from RefSeq and is a predicted model, not a curated record. Bases 238 to 3714 code for a protein of 1158 amino acids. Gene Ontology annotation, biological process: proteolysis; extracellular matrix organization. The transcript is spliced from 28 exons.
UGAAGAAGUUGAGUCUCCUCAGUCUGUCGCCGGCGCCGCGGAGGACAGCGGACAGACCCGCAGCGGGGACGUGUGCAGAGGGACACGGGGAGAUUGUUGGAGCGCUGGAGACCGUGUGGCCCCGUCUGCAGCCAGCUCAGACCGUUUUCUUGUUUGGCCGCAGCUGCAGGGAGGGCUAAUAACCUGCCGUCACUUCAGAGCCCCUUCGGAGGUCGGUCCAGGUGUUUUUCUCCUUACAUGAGGAUCGCCUCAGGGGUCCCACACCACUUGCCGACCCACACGCUGCAGGCGACGGGGCAUCCUAGAGGGCUGGAGACAUGUUGGAACGGAGGCCCGGGGACCACUGCACUGAAUUUCGUUACUAUAGCAGCUACUGUAGUAACCAUGGAAACGCUAUGGAGGACUGGUCUGGUCUGCACUGUCAUUGUCAUCAUGGGUGCCAGCGAGGUCGCAGGAGGUCGCAGAGAUGACUUGGCCCAAUCACAAGCUGCUUUCCUGUCCACUCUUGGACAGUAUGAGAUCGCUAUCCCUGUACGAGUUGGACCCAACGGCGAGAAGUUGGAUGGAGACAAUUCUCACCACCAAAGAAAGCGGCGCAGUCCUGAAGACAGGCUUCACGACACACUCUUCUAUCAGCUGUCUACGUCCCAGAACAACUUCCUGCUCAACUUGACGCUGCAGGGAGGCCUGCUUUCCCGCCGCUUCAGGGUGGAGUAUUGGAAGAGGGGUCAAUUAGCCUGGAGUCACCCUUACUCCCCCCACUGCCACUAUACAGGACACCUACAAGACCAGCCUCACUCUAGCAAAGUGGCCUUGAGCAACUGUAAUGGCCUGCAGGGGGUUAUUGUUGCAGGUGGGGAGGAGUACCUGAUUGAGCCGCUUGUCUCAUCAGACAACCAAACAAAGACGGAGAGCAGUGAAAGAACAGAGGAGCGCCCCCAUGUGGUUUACAAAAGGUCAUCCCUUCGCCAUCAGUACAAGGGCCGGUCCUGUGGGGUCAUAGAUGAGAAGCCAAUGAAAAGUUUGUCUUGGUGGCAGCGGACGCUGAAGAUGCCUCCUCAUCAUGUCGGUCGUGGCCAGCUGCCUCUGAAGCGCUCCGUAAGCCAGGAGCGCUACGUGGAGACACUGGUGGUGGCUGACAAGAUGAUGGUGGGUUACCACGGCCGCAGGGACAUCGAGCAGUACAUCCUGGCCGUCAUGAAUAUUGUUGCCAAACUGUUCCAGGAUUCUAGCCUGGGGAAUGCAGUCAACAUCGUGGUGACACGACUCAUUCUGCUCAUGGAAGACCAGCCGACGCUGGAGAUCAACCAUCAUGCAGGGAAGUCCUUAGACAGCUUCUGCAAGUGGCAGAAAAGCAUCCAGCACCGGAACAGCUACGGCAACGCCAUACCAGACAACGGCAUCGCUCACCAUGACACCGCUGUGCUCAUCACCAGGUACGACAUCUGUAUCCAGAAAAACAAGCCCUGUGAAACUCUAGGUCUGGCUCCUGUAGGAGGGAUGUGUGAACCAGAGAGAAGCUGCAGCAUCAAUGAGGACAUCGGCCUGGGAACAGCUUUCACCAUCGCCCAUGAAAUCGGACAUACGUUUGGGAUGAACCAUGACGGAAUGGGGAACACCUGUGGGCCUCGUAGUCAAGAGACCGCCAAGCUGAUGGCUGACCACAUCACCAUGAAGACCAACCCGUUCAUCUGGUCCGCCUGCAGCCGCGAUUACAUCACCAGCUUCCUGGACUCGGGUAUGGGCUCCUGCCUGAACAAUGUGCCGCUGAAGCAGGAGUUCGUGUAUCCCACCACAGCACCAGGCCAGGCCUACGAUGCAGACGAACAGUGCCGCUUCCAGUAUGGGAUAAGAUCUCGGCAGUGUAAAUAUUCAGAAGUCUGCAGUGAACUCUGGUGCAUGAGUAAGAGUAACCGCUGCAUCACCAGCAGCAUUCCCGCUGCAGAGGGAACCAUCUGUCAGACCAACACCAUAGAGAAAGGGUGGUGCUACAAGAGGAUGUGCGUGGCAUAUGGGACGCGUCCAGAGGGAGUAGAUGGAGGAUGGAGUCUAUGGUCACCCUGGGGGGAGUGCAGCAGGACAUGUGGGGGUGGCGUCUCCUUUUCUGCCAGACACUGUGACAGCCCCAGGCCAACCAUCGGUGGGAAGUACUGUCUGGGGGAAAGAAAGCGCUUCCGGUCCUGCAAUAUUGAUGAGUGUCCUGCGGGCUCUCGGGACUUUCGGGAGAUUCAGUGUUCCGACUUUGACAACAUCCCCUUCAGAGGAAAAUUUUAUACUUGGAAGCCUUACAGAGGAGGUGGAGUGAAACCCUGCUCCCUCAACUGCCUUGCAGAAGGGUACAACUUCUACACAGAGCGUGCCUCUGCUGUCGUGGACGGCACGCUGUGUCGAGACGAGUCUCUGGACAUGUGUGUGAGCGGCGAGUGUAAGCACGUAGGUUGCGAUCGCGUCCUCGGCUCUGAUGUUCGGGAGGACCGCUGCAGGAUCUGCGGGGGUGACGGUAGCAGCUGUGAUUCCGUGGAGGGUGUCUUCAACGACUCGCUGCCUGAAGGAGGUUAUGAAGAAGUGGUCAGGAUUCCUAAAGGAUCUGUGUUUAUCCACCUACAAGAGCUCAACAUGUCCUUAAACUAUUUAGUGCUAAAGAGUAAAAGUGACCAAUAUUUUAUCAAUGGGAAGUUGACCAUUGACACACCACGGAGAUUCAACGUUGCUGGAACCAUGUUCCACUACAGACGCCCCACUGAUGGACCAGAAACUCUAGAGGCGCUGGGCCCAACUAACAUCACUCUCAUUGUUAUGGUCCUGGUGAGGGAAGAGAACCCAGGGAUCCACUAUCGUUUCAACCCUCCACUCAACAGGGAUCCUCUGAGCGGCUUCUCCUGGUUCUACACCUCCUGGUCGCGCUGCUCUGUACUGUGUGCUGGAGGUGUGCAGAUCCAGCAGGUGGUGUGUAAGAGGUUGAUGGAUCAUACCGUCGUCUACAAUCACUUCUGUGACAAGAAGAGCAAACCCAAAGAGAAGAGAAGAUCCUGCAACACUGAGCCCUGCUCCCCGACCUGGUGGACAGGAGGGUGGUCAGAGUGCAGCCGCAGCUGUAACGGUGGUCUGCGCACUCGGGAGGUGCUGUGCAAGCGGAGAAUCUCUGUCACAGAGGAGAAGAUCCUGGACGACUCGGCCUGCAGCUCCCAUCGCCCUUCUCUCACCGAGCCCUGCAACAACCACAGCUGCCCCCCUGAAUGGCUGGCUCUGGAUUGGUCAGAGUGUACUCCCAGUUGUGGACCUGGCUACAGGCACCGUGUGGUACUGUGUAAGAGCGGGGAGAGCGGCGACAUCUUGCCGGAGUCUAGGUGUCCCAAACAUGGCCGACCUACCUCCAGGGUCCGCUGCAACCUAAAGCGUUGCCCUCCCCCUCAGUGGAUAGUGGGUCCUUGGGGAGAGUGUUCUGCCAAGUGUGGUCUGGGUCAGGAGAUGCGUUUGGUGCAGUGUCUGACGCACACCGGCCAACCAUCCAGCGAGUGUCUGGACCAUCAGCGGCCGGCGGCCAUGCAGCAGUGCAGGAGCAAAUGUGACCUCAAUCUGCCCAUCAGCACAGAGAACACUGAAGAGUGUAAAGAUGUGAACACUGUCGCCUACUGCCCCCUAGUGCUCAGGUUUAAGUUCUGCAGCCGGCCGUAUUUCAGACAAAUGUGCUGCAAGACCUGCCAGGGACACUGACGUAGCAGAGCUCAAAGCAUCCACCUGUGGGCGCUGCUCACUCACAGAAAGCCUGAAACCUCCGAGCUGAGCCUCCGUCAGCGGAGUCGGGAUCUUGCCGAGGUGCAGACACUUGCUCUGAAACUGACCAGAGGAGAGUUUGUGUUUCUACUCCAAGAAUCCAGAUCAAACAUUUCACUGGAGGAAAACCCGGAGAGGCGGAGAGACGACUUCGGUCUCUUUGUUGUGAUAUUUUGGUGCUAAUAUCUUUGACUUUGGCCAGGACUGGUCUUUAAAGUGCCACUUGUCUUGACGUUUAACCUAAUCUCUUAACCUGUAUGUUCGCAGGUCAUAUUUGUUCUGAAUAAUAUUUUAAUUCUACCUUGUAAAAAUAAAAUAUUAACAUAUCUUUGGCCCCUUUCAACAUGUAAAAGAUGAAAGUUAUCUGUCUGCUGUUACUUGACCAUUUUUUGAUAUUUCUUUGUUGCAUAUCACCAAGUUUUUGCUGUUUUCCAGCCACUCGAGCUUGAUUUGCACAGACCAUCAGCAGUCAGAGGACCUGUGUGUUGUAUGUUUGCAGUUAUGUGGUUUGGCUUGAUGCCUUUUCAGAAUCUCUAAAUGUGUCAGUACAGUCAACCUGCCACACACUCACUAUUUCUGAUCUUUGACUUAGAGGUUUUGACCUCAGCAGCGCAACAUUUUAUCGAAUGUCAGUUUGAGAUGGCAGCUUGUGUAGCCUCGUUGCUUUUUUUCUCACAUUUGAUGUUAGAAAUUGCAAAGAUGAUCCCACUGAAUAGAAAUUUGGAGCUGCCUUGUUUAAAAAUGAUCAAUUAGGGAAUAAUUUGUGAAAUAUACACUUUUUGCAGUUUUAUGGCCUUAAAAAGUCCCUUAUCUACAGCAAACUUUAUUUAAAAGUGUCAAUUUCAGCCUUGCAUAUAAACUAUUUACUAUCAAACAUGCAGCAGAAUGCUGUUUUCUUUCAGAUUAAUCGUUUAGAAAAAGUAUCGCCUCUUUUUCUGUUAUUGCCUGCUUGCAGCUGUUAUGAAGAUAUGAGCUACGCUCUCUCCUUUUCAGCUAUAACUUCAAAAUUUGUUGCUUUAUUUAAAAAUGCACACACAUCUUAGAGUAAAAUCGCCACCCCCCCCCCUUUAAUGUUUUUUUGUUGUUUUAUAUGAAAGCACGUUACCCAAAAAAAGACUGUCUAUUUAGGCCUUUUCUCGAGGAAAUGCACAUACGCAGCAUUGAAAGAUGUUAUUUCAGCUAUUUCUAAAUCCUGCAGAGAAUAAAUUUAGACGUGCUCCAUCAGACGGUUGAAGAUCAGUCAUCGGGUGUUGCUGCAUUGCUGUGAUGUUCGCUGAAUUGUCAUGUGGUCUGACGACAAACAUUGUACAGAGAGGAAGAGGUGACUUCCUUACUGGAUUUUCUGCAACCUUGUUCCUCUUUUGUGGUGCUUUUUUUUGAUGGUGCUAUUACUUCAAUAAUGUUGGUUUUUUUUCUAUUGAAUUUUUGUUUUUCAGUUUUUAAAUAUUUUGAGCCCUUUUGUAAUAAUACUAUCUUUAAAACUGUUUUGACACCUAUAUUAUUGCAGUUAUUUUCACUCUCACCCAUUUGAAGUUUUUUUUUUGCAUAUUCUCAUUUAUGUUAUUAACAUCUUGACUUACAAGAAAAGGCUUUCCUCUAAUGAAAAAAGUGCACUUAAAAUCCCCCAAUAUGUAGUUCCGCAAAUGUUCUGUUUUCUAUGAAGUUUUUAUUUUGAAGUCCAGCUGUUUUUCAUCAAGAUUAGUUUUAUCUCUCAGCAUCAGGUGAGAGUUAAAGCAAGAAAACAGUUUUAGAAAAGAGAUAAUCAAACAUAAGCAUAAAUCCUGAUGUAUAUUUAAGGUGUUUAAAUGCACAAAUUACAGCUAAGAAAAACAUAUAAUACUAAUAAAUGUUGUCAGUUCUCCACUAUUAUCAAAAUGUAAUUUUUAAAUAAUUAUCUGGCUGAUACAUUUUUAUCAGGUCAUAGCAAAGGUUCAACAAUCAGAGGUAGCAUUACAAAUUAGAUAAUAAAAAAGGGGGUAAAAGAAAUAAAUGUUUAUUAUCAUGACAUUAAUAAAGAUGAAUUUUAUUAUGUCUAAUUUCACUCAUUUUUAUUUAAAAGGCAGUUUGACAGAGACACUUUGGCUCUAAAAUGUAGCUUCCAGCAGUGAAACAGUUUUAAAUAAAAAAGGGGAGAUCAAUACCAGUGUUUGUUAUUCUGUUUUCAAAUGCUAACUAUACCUGUACUGUAUAUUGUUGAAAAUUGUAGAGAUGGAGAUGAGUUCUUUUGUCCUCUAUGUACAUCUUUUUAAAAGGAAGUAAUAAAUUGAUAAAGAAAGAGUUUAAAAGAA